This is a messenger RNA of Mycena citricolor, 1542 nucleotides long. NCBI's taxonomy places the organism in Eukaryota, Fungi, Basidiomycota, Agaricomycetes, Agaricales, Mycenaceae. The record is from the annotation of a GenBank genome assembly.
GGCUAUGGCUCAUGUCGACGCGUCGCUACAGACUGGGCAUCCCAGGAUCCUUUUUCUGUGGGCAGGAAUGCUUCAAAUCGGGAUGGGUGAGCGCUGCCUUGUUGAGCGAUGUCCUCAAUGCGGUCUGAACGGUUGUGUAGAAAGUACACAAGGCGAUCCACGGUGGCCUCGUAUCCGCUGACGGGACAUACAACCCGUUCCCAAACUUUGCCUACACCGGCAGCAUGCGGCCCGCAUAUCCGCUCUCGAGCAAGCGGCAGAUCCCCGCACACAUCCAGCUCCCAGACUACGUCGCCGAUGACAGGUGUCCCGAGGUCGGAGAUCCGCGCGUCGGGUGGCCCGACGAAGAUCCUGAAUGCGGAGGAGAUCGAGAAGAUGCGCACAGUGUGUCGGCUGGGCCGUGAGAUCCUGGACAUCGCUGCGGCUGCCAUCCAACCCGGCGUGACGACGGACGCGCUGGACGAAAUUGUGCACAAUGCGACGAUCGAGCGGGAGGCGUAUCCUUCUCCGCUCAACUACCGCAACUUCCCUAAAUCAGUGUGCACCUCUGUCAACGAAGUCAUCUGCCACGGGAUACCGGACAAGACUGCUCUGAAGGAGGGCGAUAUCGUCAACCUGGACGUCAGCGUGUACCAUCAAGGGUUUCAUGCCGACCUCAAUGCGACCUAUCCCGUUGGUAAGAUCGACGACGAGUCGGCCAAACUGCUCCGCGUAACGCGAGAAUGCCUCGACAAGGCGAUCGCAAUGUGCAAGCCCGGCGCCUUGUUCAGGGAUGUCGGCAACGUCAUCGAGCCGCACGCGAAAGCGAAUGGAUGCUCUGUUGUGCGGACCUACGGCGCGCACGGGAUCAACACUAUGUUCCACUGCGCACCGGACUACAUCCCGCACUACGCGAAGAACAAGACGCCCGGUGCGAUGAAGGCAGGAAUGGUGUUCACCAUCGAGCCUAUGAUCAAUUUGGGACCCAGCUCUGCUGACAUCCACUGGCCGGACAACUGGACCGCCACGACUGUGGAUGGGAAGCGUAGUGCCCAGUUCGAGGAGACGUUGCUGAUUACGGAGACCGGCGUAGAGGUGCUGACCGCGAGACCGGCGUAAGGUGACCUAGACAAGUCUGUUCGCGGGAUUCGGGUCACACUUGGUGUCAGACUCUGAGCCCAUUGCGUAUCUUAUUCAAGGAGAAAACUCUGCGCGUUUCUGCGGUGCUGCGUGCUUUCGUGUGCAAGUACAUACUGUUAGCUAACCAACGAUCAAGUGUUUAGAACUCCCUUCUGAACAGUGUGAUUGGACAAUGCGACGAUUAUCACGGGCUACUAUUCUCUCUUCGACAGCCGCGCGGAUUCCAGAUCCGCUUUCGUCAAUUUCACGGUUUUCAUACAUCGCGGUGUGCUUCCGUUUCUCAGUGCUACCCAUUCGGUGCACAUCACGUUGCAGAGUGUCGCUAUUCUUUCGGCUGCGAGGAGCGUAACAUACAAAUUUCUAACAGAAGGCUUGAGAAGGAGUCGCUGCCGCGAGAAAAAGGAAAUGCACGCAGUAUCUGAC